UUGCAGAUCAUCGUAAAGUAGAUGCCUCCUUCUAACUGUGACAAACAUUUGCAAAAAACCAUAUAGCCCUUUUCAGUAUUUACAGGGUAUUUGAAAAGCGGCUUUGCUGUCGCUUGUGAGAUCUAUUGGCCCUCGCACUACGCGCGUUUUGUUGUGGUUUCUGUUUCAGUUUCAGUUUCAUUUGAACUUUACGUCGCCUCUCAUCAUCAUCAUCAUCUCCAUCUCCAUCUCCAGCUCCAUCUCCAGCUGCUGCUGCAGCAUCACGACAGAGAUUCGCGUCGGCGUCUUAUAAGUGACAGUCGGCGACUGAUUAGCAUUUAGUUGGUUUCUGUUUGCCAAGCGACCCGGUGCUCAGUCUUAAGUCGGCCAUCAAAUCGAACGGAAAUGCGCGUGUUUAUUGUUACGUGCCUGCUGGGCCUGUCAUUGGCAGCGCCACAAGGAUACAAUUACCAGGCGGGGGGAAAUCUGCACUUGCCCGGCAUACCCAGCAUACCCGGCUUAUCCGGCUUAGUCGGGCUGCAACAGCAGGCGGCCAGUGUGGAUGAGCAGCGUCUCGUGCAGCAGGCGCUGCAGGCACCCAAGGUGCAGCAGAUCUUCCAGCAACAGCCACAGCAGCAGCAGCAGAUCUUCCAGCAACAGCCACAGCAACAGCAGCAGAUCUUCCAACAGCAGGGCUCCAGCUUUGGUUACAAUCAACAGCCGCAGUCCUACAGUCCCGUCGUCUCCAAGGACAUCUAUGUCCACGUGCCGCCCGCCGAGGAGCCAGAGGAGCGCUAUCCACAGCCCGUGCUGCCCGUGGGCCCACCACGCAAACAUUAUCGCAUUGUGUUCAUUAAGGCGCCGACGCCCAGCGUGAGCAAGGCGGCCGUCCGGGUGCAGCAGGCGCCCGUCGAGGAGAAGACCAUCAUCUAUGUGCUGACCAAGAAGCCCGAUCCGCUCGAGCUGCAAACGGCUAUCGAGGAGGCGGCACCGAAGCCCAUCAGCAAACCGGAGGUGUUCUUUAUCAAAUACAAAACGCAGGAGGAAGCGGCGCAUGCGCAGCGCACCAUACAAGCUCAAUACGAUCAGCUGGGCGGCACCACGCAGGUCUCCGACGAGGGCGUGGCACCGGUCACAUCGGUUAUCGGUGCUCUGGAUAAUCAGGUGGGCACAGGUGCAGGGAUUGGUAGCACGGCAGGCCUCACGGGCGCUGUGCCCAGCAAAUAUUUGCCCGCCCAUUUGCGUGCGUGAUGAUGAGAAUUGACUGAGAACUCAAGAAUUGUUGUUAUUGUUGUAGCCAUAGGUAAAAAAAAAAAA
Drosophila virilis is the source of this 1296-nucleotide messenger RNA. RefSeq names its product TweedleG (gene TwdlG). The record is from RefSeq and is a predicted model, not a curated record. Lineage: Eukaryota; Metazoa; Arthropoda; Insecta; Diptera; Drosophilidae.